AGCAGCAUUCCCUCCCUACUGAGCGUUCAUUAUAUGUUGGGUACUGCGCUACGCUGGCCAACCUGAUCCCUGGGGAGAGUCGGGUGCACCCUCCAUUCCGACUCUCGCAGCCAUUGUGGGGUGGACGUUCGCCUAGCCCCAUGCUGGCACGCCCUCUCUGAGCUGCGACCGGCGGUCAGAGAAGGAGAAGGUGCCCGGUGCGUGUUCACAGAAGGAAGCUCUAGCCGUGCCGGGAUCCUCGCUGCACCGCCGCCCGCUGGCUCCUCUCUGUGGCCCGCGCCCUACGCGCCUCCAGGGCACGCGCUCCCAGCCCCGCCCGCGCGCGCGUUCUCCCGCGCCCCCGCGGCGGACGCACGGCCACGAGAGCGCGUGCGCCUCUCGAACGUCCCCGGGAGCCGAGCCAGACCCAGCGCCUGGGCCGGGAGCGCAGGAGUGAAAAGGAGGCGGCGGCCGCGGCUGCGAGCAACAGAUCCACCCGGGCGCUGCAAGCUAACCCGCUGCGCUGGGCGAUUUUUUUCUUUAAUUUCCAAAAUUUUUAUUAAUUUAGAAAACCUUGAAUUUUUAAAUGGCGCUGGCCCCGGGUCAGCGGGCGGUUUUCUCUGUUUCAAGAUGGGCUUUGCCGAUUCCGUCGUGGGCGCCAGUGGUGGUCUGAUUGUCAGCCUUCUCCCGGCGUUUUUAAGGCCAGGAGCCGAGCGCUGCUUGUAGGUGAAUCACCCUACGGAGCGUUUUGGCUUUUAAAAUUAUUGUUAUUCUUUUGAGUAGAGAGCAGUGGAUCUCGGGCACUUAGUCCUCUUUGCAGGAGAGGCUGCGAGCCUGAGGUGGGUCGCUCGGAGGGUGAAAUUCCUCCCGGGGUGAGCGAACCCCGGUCCCGCGCACAGUCCAGGCGGCCCAGAGUGUGUGUCCUGUCCCUGCCGGCGCCGGGAAAAUGGAGGCUGUGAUUGAGAAGGAAUGCAGCGCGCUCGGAGGCCUCUUCCAGACCAUCAUCAGCGACAUGAAGGGGAGCUAUCCAGUUUGGGAAGACUUCAUAAACAAAGCGGGAAAACUGCAGUCCCAGCUUCGGACAACAGUAGUGGCGGCGGCUGCCUUCCUGGACGCCUUUCAGAAAGUGGCCGACAUGGCGACCAACACACGUGGGGGCACCAGGGAGAUCGGCUCCGCCCUCACCCGGAUGUGCAUGCGGCACCGGAGCAUCGAGGCCAAGCUGAGGCAGUUUUCCAGCGCUUUAAUCGACUGUCUGAUAAACCCACUUCAAGAACAGAUGGAAGAAUGGAAGAAGGUGGCCAACCAGUUGGAUAAAGACCACGCAAAAGAGUAUAAGAAAGCUCGUCAAGAGAUAAAGAAGAAGUCCUCGGAUACACUGAAACUGCAGAAGAAGGCCAAAAAAGUGGAAGCUCUCGGGAGAGGUGACAUCCAGCCGCAGUUGGACAGCGCUCUCCAGGAUGUCAACGACAAGUAUCUCCUGUUGGAAGAAACGGAAAAGCAGGCCGUCCGGAAGGCUUUGAUCGAGGAACGUGGCCGGUUCUGCACCUUCAUCUCCAUGCUGCGGCCCGUGAUUGAAGAAGAAAUCUCCAUGCUGGGGGAAAUAACUCACCUGCAGACCAUCUCGGAAGACCUGAAAAGCCUGACCAUGGACCCUCACAAACUGCCCUCCUCGAGUGAACAGGUGAUUUUGGACUUGAAAGGCUCUGAUUACAGUUGGUCCUACCAGACACCACCCUCCUCCCCCAGCACCACCAUGUCCCGCAAGUCAAGUGUCUGCAGCAGCCUGAACAGCGUGAACAGCAGCGACUCGCGGUCCAGCGGCUCCCACUCGCACUCCCCCAGCUCCCACUACCGCUGCCGCAGCUCCAACCUGGCCCAGCAGGCGCCCGUGCGGCUGUCCAGCGUGUCCUCGCACGACUCCGGCUUCAUAUCCCAGGACGCCUUCCAGUCCAAGUCGCCGUCCCCCAUGCCGCCAGAGGCCCCCAACCAGAACUCGUCCAGCUCGGCCUCCUCGGAAGCCUCCGAAACCUGCCAGUCAGUGAGCGAGUGCAGCUCGCCCACCUCAGUCAGCUCAGGCUCCACCAUGGGCGCCUGGGCCUCCGCAGAGAAGUUGUCUAACGGGUUUUCUCACUAUAGUUUAUCAAGUGAGUCCCAUGUGGGGCCCGUGGGGGCAAGUCUUUUCCCUCAUUGCCUGCCUGCCUCCCGCCUGCUCCCUCGGGUCACCUCUGUCCACCUUCCAGACUACGCUCAUUAUUACACCAUUGGGCCCGGCAUGUUCCCGUCAUCUCAGAUCCCUAGCUGGAAGGACUGGGCCAAGCCGGGACCUUACGAUCAGCCUCUGGUGAACACCCUUCAGCGCCGCAAAGAGAAGCGGGAGCCGGACCCCAGCGGAGGAGGACCCGCCGCUGCGGGCGGCGCGCCUGCCGCUGCCGAGGAGGCUCAGAGACCACGGAGCAUGACGGUGUCGGCUGCCGCCAGGCCUGGCGAAGAGAUGGAGGCUUGUGAGGAGCUGGCCCUGGCCCUGUCGCGGGGCCUCCAGCUGGACACCCAGAGGAGCAGCCGGGACUCGCUGCAGUGCUCCAGCGGCUACAGCACCCAGACGACCACCCCGUGCUGCUCGGAGGACACCAUUCCCUCCCAAGUUUCAGAUUACGAUUAUUUCUCUGUAAGUGGUGACCAGGAGGCAGACCAGCAGGAGUUUGACAAGUCCUCCACCAUUCCGAGGAACAGCGACGUCAGCCAGUCCUACCGGCGGAUGUUCCAAGCCAAGCGCCCGGCCUCAACUGCCGGCCUCCCCACCACCCUCGGACCUGCUAUGGUCACCCCAGGGGUUGCCACCAUCCGACGGACCCCUUCCACCAAGCCUUCUGUCCGCCGGGGGACCAUCGGAGCCGGUCCCAUCCCCAUCAAGACACCCGUGAUCCCGGUGAAGACCCCAACCGUCCCAGACCUCCCUGGGGUGUUGCCGGCCCCCCCGGAUGGGCCGGAGGAGCGGGGUGAGCACAGCCCCGAGUCACCGUCUGUGGGUGAGGGCCCCCAGGGUGUCACCAGCAUCCCCUCCUCACUGUGGAGUGGCCAAGCCGCCGUCAACCCUCCCCUUCCAGGCCCGAAGCCAAGCAUCCCGGAGGAGCACAGACAGGCGAUUCCGGAGAGCGAGGCUGAAGACCAGGAGAGGGAUCCUGCCAGCGCCACUGCCUCCCCAGGCCAGGCUCCAGAGAGCGACCCUGCAGACCUGAGCCCGAGAGAGACCCCGCAAGGAGAAGACAUGCUGAACGCCAUCCGCAGGGGCGUGAAGCUGAAGAAGACCAUGACUAAUGACCGUUCAGCCCCUCGCUUCUCUUAGGUGCAUCGGAAAUGCUGCCAGCGGGGAAUGAACUGUUUCAUUAAUAAGACCUAAUUUGUCUUGAUCCAUUCCAAUCUAUAAUCAAACAGAUUUUGUAGGCAACUCAGAAUACAGCUCUUUUGAACGUACUUGACACCUUUAGAUAAGAAUUAAAAGCAACAUGUAACUGACAUGACCUUGAUCUUUUAAUUUGUAAAUAUUGACAAUUUUCUUUCUGCACAUUUUAAUCUUAGCUUCCCUUUUAAUUUUUCUGAAGGUGCCAAAUUCCAUUUAACUUUUUUACAAGUCUUUGUAAAAUUUUAAAUGCAUAAGGGUGGGGGGGGCUCAGGGCAGGGGAACCAUGAAGUAGUUAACUUCAGAAAAAAGGGGUAACUUUUUUCUUUUCUCUCUCUCUUUUUUCCCCUGCAAGCUUUUGUAGAUGCACUGUAGUUAGUAGUCUGGCUUAGAAGCAAAUUCAAGUUAUUUUAAUGUACAAACAAAAUGGUAAGGGGUAAAAAUCUUCGUUUAAAUAUACUCUGUUCCGAAUGAGCAAAGCAGUAGUAAGAGUUGCUGAGCAAUAUGCAGAGGGAAGAGAAUCCAGAGACGGUGGACUGUUGGGAUUGGGGGGAGGGCCAUGGGAGGGGCACACUUUCAACAUAGCCGAUCCUGUCACAUUUAAGAGUAGCCUCGUAGGUUGAAUUUCUAGUAGCUUCAUGGUUAAUGCAUCCGAAUAAGCCAUACUGGAUUGCAGUGUUUGUUUCUGUAGGGUGUUUAAGGAAUUCCUUUCUCCCACGAUUCCUCUCGACUGCACACAGCACCCACCUCCAGUCCCGUGCAUGCUGCCGCCACCAGGUAGACUAGAACCCCACUUCAGUUACUCGUCCGUUACACCUGUUUCCAUUGAAUCCAGUACAUCCGAAAGGGUAAGGCAGUUUCAAAAAUGUGAAAAUACUUAAACAUGAUAGCAGGGAAUUCUUAGAUAAUAGCGAAUGCCUUUUACUUAACUGUGCCCAGCAGGCUGGGCACAUUGGAAAGCCCAAAUAUUUUGACAAAACUUGAGUGGAUUUAACAAGAGUAACCAGCUCAGAGUCCAGCAACUUGCCGAUGUGUUUACCAAUCCGGGGGCUUGUUUUUCUUGAUUGGCUUCAUACUAAACAAUGGAGAGAGGAUUUCUUUUAUUGUCACUCGGAAUCUGACCACUAGACUGUCCCUUUUUUUUUUUUUUUUUUUUUGGGUAUUCUAGGUAAUGUAUUUUGGAAUGGAUUUAUGUCUUUUCUUCUUUAAGUGAAAGUUAAAUUUGUUAUAAUGCCUAUCCCCUAAAGCCAGCAAGGAUUUGUAGAUUUAGAGGGAUUGUGUUUGGAGAAUACAAACAAGAAAGCAAACGCCUUAGCAGUUGGGUCAGUUGCAGGAGCUCCCUUUAGACGGAAGCCGUCAAGAGGUAGGAGCCCGGUGGGUCCCACAGACCCUGCAGGUUUCUGUUGGCUUGUAUCUUCAAUGACAUAAUCUUAUGCUUUAAUACAUAACUGCAUUGGAUGUGAGAGUAACAUACCUGUAUAGUCACUGUUCUAUAUAUUAACAUGUAACACUGCUGUGAUUGCUCAAGGACAUUUUAUGUUAUGGCUUUAAAGCAAGGGCAUGAUUAUUAGAAACUAUUUAAGCUUUUUUUUUUCCUUUGAAAAACAAGCUCCUUUUACAGACUGUAAGCAACAGUAGUGCCUGUGGUCUAGCCCACCAAUCUUGACGACUAAAAGUAGCUGAUGCAUUGUGCAUAUGAUGCUUGAGACGGUUUUUGCAAAAGCAGAAAUCACUACAAGGUAAUCACAAUAGAUAAAAGUGGUAUUUUAAACCUUUGAGAUAAAUGGAUGUGACUGUACCUUGGUACAGCUUCUCACUUGUUUAGUUUUUAAACGUUAGUAAUAAUCUGAAGAAAUUUAAUAUAAAACGUUGCCAAAUUCAAUGUAGAAAGAAUGUGACGAAACACCUUGGGUAGUCCUGUUUGUGUUUUUGCAUAUUGUAAAAGCAGUGUCACAGCUAAAAAUAAAGAAAUCGUUUCUAAGGUAAA
This is a messenger RNA of Phyllostomus discolor (pale spear-nosed bat), 5366 nucleotides long. It is a transcript of the gene MTSS1, whose product is annotated as MTSS I-BAR domain containing 1. Gene Ontology annotation, molecular function: phospholipid binding; actin binding. The record is from RefSeq and is a predicted model, not a curated record. Gene Ontology annotation, biological process: positive regulation of actin filament bundle assembly; plasma membrane organization; adherens junction maintenance. The transcript has 16 exons. Bases 926 to 3325 code for a protein of 799 amino acids. NCBI's taxonomy places the organism in Eukaryota, Metazoa, Chordata, Mammalia, Chiroptera, Phyllostomidae. Gene Ontology annotation, cellular component: actin cytoskeleton; cytoplasmic side of plasma membrane.